UAAGUAGUUCAAUAGAACUUAUUCUGAACAAUUUAUUCUGUUCGUCAUUAUAUUUUUGUUUUUUAAAAAUGGCUGAUACCAAGGGCUUUUCAAGCAUCGAGACUCCCGGCUAUGUGGGGUUUGCCAAUCUUCCAAACCAAGUGCAUCGAAAGUCUGUUAAAAAAGGCUUUGAAUUUACGCUUAUGGUUGUGGGUGAAUCUGGUUUGGGCAAAUCCACACUGGUCAAUAGUCUCUUUCUAACCGAUUUAUAUCCGGAACGCAUUAUACCCGAUGCCGUAGAGAAACAAAUGCAGACAGUUAAGCUGGAAGCGUCGACAGUGGAGAUUGAGGAACGCGGUGUGAAGCUGCGUCUGACCGUUGUGGACACGCCUGGCUUUGGUGACGCCAUUGACAAUUCAAAUAGUUUUAGUGCCAUACUCGAGUACAUCGAUGAGCAAUACGAACGUUUUCUCCAAGAUGAGAGCGGCCUUAAUCGUCGGAACAUUGUGGACAAUCGCAUACAUUGUUGUUUCUACUUUAUAUCACCAUUUGGACAUGGUCUUAAGCCCUUGGAUGUGGAGUUCAUGAAAAAGCUGCACUCGAAGGUGAACAUAGUGCCCGUUAUAGCCAAGGCGGAUUGUAUAACUAAGAAGGAGAUAUUACGCUUGAAAUGCCGCAUUAUGCAGGAGAUUGAAAGCCAUGGCAUUAAGAUUUAUCCACUGCCAGACUGUGAUUCCGAUGAGGACGAAGACUAUAAGGAGCAAGUUAAGCAAUUAAAGGAAGCAGUGCCUUUCGCCGUCUGCGGCGCCAACACUUUGCUUGAGGUCAAGGGCAAAAAGGUGCGUGGUCGCUUAUAUCCCUGGGGCGUGGUUGAGGUUGAGAACCCCGAGCAUUGUGACUUUAUCAAGCUACGCACCAUGCUCAUCACGCACAUGCAGGAUCUGCAGGAGGUCACACAGGAGGUGCAUUAUGAGAACUAUCGUUCCGAUCGUCUGGCCAAGGGUAUUAAAGGCAAAGAGAACGGCAUCAAAUCGGAUCGGGAUCACAAUGGGCCCACCCAAGUAGGUGUCAGCAGUGUUCUCAAUGAAAAGGAUCGCAUACUGCAAGAGAAGGAGGCCGAGUUGCGGCGUAUGCAGGAAAUGCUGGCGCAGAUGCAGGCACGCAUGCAGGCACAGAAGUGAGUGCAAGUGAGAUCGGGAAUGGAAAUGGGACUUCGAACGCUCCCACAGGUGCUUGCCUCAACGAUUCUCACACACAUAUACACACAGCAGGGAUGAAGAUGGUAUAGUAAGCAAACAAAGCAAGAAACAAAAUUUAAGAAUUUUUAUAUACAUAGUUGAAGAGAAAGAGAUAGAGAGAUAAAGAGAGAGAAAUAUAGAGGGAAAGUAGCGCACGCUUGUGCAAUUUACAUAUUAAUAUAAACAUAUAUAUACAGAUAUAUAUUUUGUAUGCAGUUUUUAAGUUGCGAUUGCGAAUUUUGCGUA
Messenger RNA from Drosophila busckii, 1463 nucleotides. RefSeq names its product septin-1 (gene Septin1). Lineage: Eukaryota; Metazoa; Arthropoda; Insecta; Diptera; Drosophilidae. Bases 69 to 1160 code for a protein of 363 amino acids. Gene Ontology annotation, biological process: cytoskeleton-dependent cytokinesis; regulation of exocytosis. The record is from RefSeq and is a predicted model, not a curated record. The transcript has 4 exons. Gene Ontology annotation, cellular component: septin complex; synaptic vesicle; microtubule cytoskeleton. Gene Ontology annotation, molecular function: molecular adaptor activity; GTP binding; GTPase activity.